UGGCUAAGUUCUAGACCUGCACUUCGGAGUGUGUUCUGCGUGGCCCAGGUGUUCAAAGGGUCCUAGGACCCACUCGGACCAUUUGUCCUUUCUUCAACUGUAUUCAACUGAGGAAAUUGUUUGUCUUUUUGCAUUUUCUUUGUGGUAUCUUGGCUUGAGAGCUGGAGUCCAGGGUGAGUUUCGUGCUUACAGCCCAGGACCCCCUGCAGGGGAAAGCUGGCCUGUCAUGGGGAUGGAACUGUUUGCUAUUGCCGUGGUUAUUAUACUCUUUGUAGCUGUCCUCAAGCAGUUUGGGAUACUGGAGCCCAUGUCCAUGGAAGAUAGCAGCGAGAGCGACUUCGAACUAUCCAUAGUACGUCACCAGCCAGAGGGACUCGAUCAGCUUCAAGCUGUCACCAAGUUCACAAAGAAGGAACUUCAGUCCUUAUACAGGGGCUUCAAAAACGAGUGCCCAAGCGGAUUGGUUGAUGAAGAAACAUUCAAGCUAAUCUACUCACAGUUCUUUCCACAGGGAGAUGCCACUAUGUAUGCACACUUUCUCUUCAAUGCCUUUGAUCAGGACAGGAGCGGGGCAAUACGGUUCGAGGAUUUUGUCAUUGGCCUGUCUAUUCUUCUACGGGGGACUGUCCAUGAAAAGUUAAAAUGGGCCUUCAAUCUGUAUGAUAUUAAUAAAGAUGGAUACAUCACUAAAGAGGAGAUGCUGGCGAUUAUGAAGUCCAUCUAUGACAUGAUGGGGCGUUAUACCUACCCUAUGCAAAGGGAGGAUGCGCCCAUUGAGCACGUGGAGAGAUUCUUCCAAAAAAUGGAUCGGAAUCAUGAUGGAGUGGUGACCAUUGAUGAAUUUUUGGAGACCUGUCAGAAGGAUGAAAACAUAAUGAAGUCCAUGCAGCUAUUCGAGAAUGUUAUCUAGAUAAGGAAGCGUCACUCCACCAAUGCCAGCACUAGAAAAUGACCCAUCCAACCACAUAACCCCACAUUUGGAUCACAUUCACCACCCUUUCCUGGUGUCACACAUAGGAUGGAUGGUGUUGUAAAUUCUCUCCCAGGGAACAGAGGAUCCUAAUUACUGCCUGCCUGUUUGCACUGACCCCAUACUCUUCACCGUAAAAACUUACCUUUGAAAAGGACAGUUUUAUACUAUUGAAAUUAAAAAGCACAUUAUAUAUAUAUCUGCAAGAGCCAGGAUUCUUAUCAGGGAUUUUUACUGAACGCUGCUCUUGCCUGAAGCCUCAACACGAGAGCGUUUAUGAAUGAACACCUGCUCCCCCUGGUUGCUAUAU
Spea bombifrons (plains spadefoot toad) is the source of this 1280-nucleotide messenger RNA. It is a transcript of the gene KCNIP3, whose product is annotated as potassium voltage-gated channel interacting protein 3. Lineage: Eukaryota; Metazoa; Chordata; Amphibia; Anura; Pelobatidae. Gene Ontology annotation, cellular component: nucleus; voltage-gated potassium channel complex. The transcript has 8 exons. The coding region runs from base 227 to 910 and encodes 227 amino acids. Gene Ontology annotation, molecular function: potassium channel regulator activity; RNA polymerase II cis-regulatory region sequence-specific DNA binding; calcium ion binding. Gene Ontology annotation, biological process: negative regulation of transcription by RNA polymerase II; regulation of potassium ion transmembrane transport. The record is from RefSeq and is a predicted model, not a curated record.